Molecule: messenger RNA, 2734 nt
Organism: Lepus europaeus (European hare)
Lineage: Eukaryota; Metazoa; Chordata; Mammalia; Lagomorpha; Leporidae
Product: dapper homolog 3-like
Exons: 5
Coding region: 1-1989 (662 amino acids)
Source: RefSeq, a predicted model, not a curated record
AUGACGCCCUCCAGCUAUAAAAACCGUACCUCUGCUACUCCCGAGUCCAAGCGCCCAGGAGCAACUCAGCGACGGCUUCACUGGACAAAUAUCCCAGCAUCCAACGCAAGACUGCAUCACCAAAGCGAUUUCUGUGACGAAGCCAAGGGCCAGGACGUGCCGGAGAUCACACGGGUCCGGAGGCCGACGGCCCUGGCGGAGGAGCCGGCUCCGCGAGGGCACGGCCGCAGGUCCCCCCAGCGCCAGCCUCCCCGGGGCCCCGGAGCCGCGGGCCCGAGCUCCACGGGCUCCAAGUUCUCCGAGCGCCCGCGGCCGAGCCGCGCCGGCCACUCCGGGCGGGCCCGCGCGCGCCUCGCGCCGCAAACAUGUGCCGCGCGAGUGGCCCGGAAGAGAAAUGACAGCUUCGGCGAAACGCACACCGCGGCCCGGCCCGCGCCGCCCCGGCACCCACUUCCCGGCCCGAGAGCCACGCCGCGGCCGCGGCUGCGCACCGCCGGGCCCCGGGCCUCGCUCCCGCCGCCGCGGCCUGCCCGCCGCCCGCCGGCCGCUCACCUCAGCGCGAGGGCGGGGAGGAGGCCACGGCGCCGCUGGAGUCGGGGCGGCGCGGAGAAGACGCUCCUUGGCCCUUCCGCUUCCCACAGGCUCCGGCUUUCGGGGCGGCGCGGGCGGAACAAACGGGCUCCACUACCCGCGGAGCACGGCCAUUGUGCGACGUCAUCGGGCCGCGACCGCCGUCCGGCCGGCCGGCGGGCUUCCCUCCCUGGCCCCGCCCCCCGCCGCUUCCUUCCGGCCUCGACGCGGGCGCCUCGGCGCGGCCCCGCGCGGCGCGCUCCCGCCGAGCCGCCCACGGCGCAGGCGCGGCCUGGCGCCCCGCCCCUCCGGGGGCGGGCCCGGGCCCGCGCUGCCCGCCGGCGCCCGCGCGGGGACUGCCCGCGCCGCCCGUUCCCGCAGGGGCGCCGGGUGCGCCGCGCGGGCUGGGCCCUGGCCUGGGCCAGGACGCCGUCGUGUGACGCGGUCCCGGGUGGUCGGCACGUCCCGGAGGCGGCUGGAAGGAACUGGCGUGCAGAGGCGCUCUGGCCUCCGGGCCGGGUCGCUGACCACGCCCAGCAGCCCGGCGACGCGGGUCCGACAGAAACGCGAGACGCCCCCGGGAGUCGGCCCGACGACGAGCCGCAGCCGACGGGCCGUCGAGCACGCGGAGGGGAAGACGGCAGGGCCCAGGGCUUCGUGGAGCUGCUCUGGGAGUGGCAGAGCAGGAAGACCCAGGAGCCAGUCAGCCCGGACCCCACUUUGCUGUUCUUUAGAGGGAAGCAGGGGUCAGUCCACGCUGACCGGAAGUGUGCAUCAGAAGUUGCACACACCUUCGGAGAGAUUGGACUAGUCCAUGGCAGGGGUACCGGCCCCGGCGCCUGCAGUGCCGGCAUCCCAUGUGAGCGCCUGCUCGAUCCCGGCUGCUCCUCUUCCGGUCCAGCUCUCUGCUGUGGCCUGGGAAGGCAGUGGAGGAUGGCCCAGGUCCUUGGGCCCUGCACCCCAUGGGAGACCCGGAGCUGGCUCCUGGCCUCAGCCUGUCCAGCCCUGGCUGUUGGGCCUUCUGAUUUAGAUCAUGAAGAAUUGUCCGGCUCCUGGACAGCCUCCUGUUACCUGGGGAGAGUGCUGUGGUCACGUCCCAGGGCACCCGCCCUGCACCCCGACAGGCCCCAUCCCAGGGCAUGCGCCCCUGCACCCCAACGGGCCGUGGUGCAGAGUGCCAGAGCUCAGCUCCUUCAGCCCGGGAGCCCCAUCCCCAACGGGACCUCCUACGCCAGAAAAAGCAACGAGAUAAAUGGGGGGCCCAGCCACGCAAAGAGGCGGAGUGGAUUCUUCCCGACGGAAGAAGGGGCUCCCGACCCCGUCUGGCUGAACUUCAGGGGAGCCCCUGGGGGGCCAGGCUCUGGUGAUCUGGCUCUCACGGUCUUUGUCCCGGCACCGUCUCCGUGGCUACACAGGUGACUGGCGGCGUCUGAUUCAAGAAGGCUGUCAGGCUCGAAGGGCAGUGGGGUGCCUGCGUCCUGGCCGUUACACCCGGUUACCCACGGCUGCUCACUUAAACCCCACGGUGAUUGCUGACCGCAACCAGAGGUGGAUGGCCAGAGCAUCCCUUGAUGUGGACUCUGAAAAUACCGACGCCGACCACAGAGGCGAAGUCACUUCACAGCCACGGUGUUUAGACACUAGAGCACACCCUGCCAGGAGCACCCGGUGGUUACCUGCAGGUGUGGGCCAGGGGUUGGCGUGCUGGCACAGAUCCAGUGAGGUCCAGCCAUUCCUCACCUCCAGCCCCGGCCAGGCCUGGGCUCCCUGCCCGAAGCCCGUAAGUGCAGGUGAGGUCCGAGGUCUGAGGCAGCGUCCACGGGAGCUGGUGAUGGGGGUGCAGUGCCUGCUGGAGUGCGUCCCCCGUGCUGUCCACACGCUGAACAGCAGCAGCGUCCACGCUCGUGUGGCCGGAAGGCCCGAGCUCGAGUUGCUCCCUUUCCCGUAGGACGGUCCGCAGACCUGCGUGGGGACCUCAGCUGUGCGACAGCUACUUCACGUUUCGUGAGAGGACGGCCAUGGCAGCGCCCCAUCAAUCGUAAGGGACCUGGGCCACCUCGGACCACCUCGGGCCACCCCACCUGCUCGCCCAGGUUCUCAGGCCACCUCGGGCCACCCCACCUGCUCGCCCAGGUUCCAAGGCCACCUCGGGCCACCCCACCUG